Molecule: messenger RNA, 5738 nt
Organism: Grus americana (Whooping crane)
Lineage: Eukaryota; Metazoa; Chordata; Aves; Gruiformes; Gruidae
Gene: LEPR
Product: leptin receptor
Exons: 19
Coding region: 219-3683 (1154 amino acids)
Biological process (GO): cytokine-mediated signaling pathway
Cellular component (GO): external side of plasma membrane; membrane
Molecular function (GO): cytokine receptor activity; protein binding
Source: RefSeq, a predicted model, not a curated record
UGCCUUCUGGUCCAGAUAUUGUUAAUUAUGGUUAAACUAGUGCGGAUAUCAGAAUCUCUAUGAUUGCUCUAUCUGGACACUUAUAUGGCAGCAAGAAGUGAAAAUGCUUUUAUCUUCAGUAGAGUAUGUAAUUAUAACUUUCCUUCUCUGAGGUGUAUGUGGUUCUGGGGAUCUGUGGUUGCUUUCCAUGCAGUCUGCGAUCAGCUCUACAAAACAAGAUGUAUCAGCAAAGCAUUCUGACCAUGUUUGUGCUAUUGGACCUUCUUCAAAUGGCAGUUGCCCACUGUAUGGUCCAUCAGAUUCCUCCCAGGAACUUCACGUUACCCUGUAUGCUGCUGAAUGAGACGUUUUUGAGUCCUUUCUCUGCUGGCAUUGUAGAGAGCUGGUCUGGUUUGAGGAGAGCACCCGAAACCAAGCCUUCCUUGCUAAUGAAUGAAGAAAGCUUUUUAUGUUGCCUUUGGAGUGAUAACAACAUUGAUUGUUCUUUGUACAGAGCAAGCAUGCAAGCAAGGAAGUUUAUUCCUUCAGAAAUAAGUAUCUCUGCUUCUCAGGAAAUAGAUUCAAAUUGGAACAUUGAAUGUUGGAUUGAAGGCAAGUUGGACCUGUUAGUUUGUAGCCUGCAGUUUGUGAAGUUGCACUUGAGAGCCAACUUGAAGGUUAAUCUUUUAUAUGCUGUAACAGAGCUGUCGCUGGGAGAUGUACCUACGAGCUCUCUAAAGGGGACUGUCAUGGUUGCUCGGUGUGACUGUAGUGAGUAUGACAAGUGCAAGUGCUGCGUGCCUUCUCUGAGACUCAACUACACUUACAUCAUGUGGCUGAAGAUGACGAUGGGUGUAACACCUCUGUGGUCACCUUUGAUGUCAGUCAAGCCCAUAGACAUAGUAAAGCCUGAACCUCCUUUGAACCUGCACCCAGAAAUGACAGAGAAAGGUCAAGUGAAGAUCUGCUGGUCUGACCCAGUGCUGAUGCCAUACCCGCUUCAGUAUGAAGUGAAGAUCUCCGCAAAUUCAGGUCAACGUGGUUGGCAGAUGAUUCAAGUUGCUCUAGAAACCUCACUGGCCAUAGAGAAUACACUACUUGAUUCUUCGUACUCAGUUCAAGUGCGGUGCAGGAAUCGUCAUGGUCCAGGGUUCUGGAGUGACUGGAGCACACCGUACAACCUCAACUUGGGAGCUGAAGUCCUGUACUUCCCUCCUAAGAUACUGACCAGUGUUGGUUCUAAUGUUUCCUUUCAUUGCAUCUAUAAAAACAAAACCAAGAUUGUAGUAUCCAAGAAGAUUGUUUGGUGGCUGAAUUUAGCAGAAGAAAUCCCAGAAAGUCAGUAUACACUUGUGAAUGAUCGCGUAAGCAAAGUUACUCUUUUCAACUUGAAAGCAACAAAACCUAGAGGAAGUUUCUUCUAUAACGCAUUAUACUGUUGUCAUCAAAAUAGGGAAUGUCAUCAUAGAUACGCUGAAUUAUAUGUAGUAGAUGUGAAUAUUAAUAUCACAUGUGAAACGGAUGGGUACUUAACUAAAAUGACUUGCAGAUGGUCUGCAAACCCAAACACAUUGCUCCUGGGGAGUUCCUUGCAGUUAAGAUACUCUAGGAGCAGAAUUUAUUGUUCUGACUUUCCAAGUACUUCUCCAAAAUCAGAGGUGAAAGAAUGCCGUUUACAGAAGAAUCAUUCUUAUGAGUGCACAUUUCAGCCUAUUUUUCUUUUAUCUGGAUAUACCAUGUGGAUAGAGUUUAAGCACUUACUAGGAACACUUGAGUCCUCACCAACUUGUGUCGUUCCAGCAGAUGUGGUGAAGCCGCUUCCUCCCUCCAAUGUUAAAGCAGAAAUCACCAGGAAUGUUGGGCUGCUGAACGUGAGCUGGACAAACCCAGUAUUUACCAACAACGAUCUGAAAUUUCAGAUUCGGUAUGCUGUGAACAGGAAAGAAAUUACAUGGGAGCUCUAUGAAGUUUCAAAUGCACCAACAAGAUCAGCUGUGAUAAAAGUUCAGAAGCUUUGUGUCGAGUACGUUGUUCAGGUCCGGUGCAGAGAACUGGAUGGAUCAGGCUACUGGAGCAACUGGAGCAGAUCAGCCUACACGCUUGUAAAAGAUAUCAGAGCUCCUGUACAAGGCCCUGAAUUUUGGAGAAUUAUUAUUGAAGAUCCUGUGAGGAGGCAGAAGAAUGUUACACUCUUGUGGAAGCCACUGACGAAGAAUCACUCAUUGUGCAGUGUGAGCCGAUAUGUUAUAAAGCAUCAGACAUCAGGAAACACCACGUGGUCAGAGUAUGUUGAUAAUGGCACUACCUGUUCAUUUCCAUGGAUCGAGCACACACAUACCGUUACAGUUUUAGCCAUGAAUUCAAUUGGAGUUUCUUCAAUUAAUUUUAAUUUAACUCUGUCACAGCAAAUGAGCACAGUGAACGUUGUGCAGUCGCUCAGCGCGUACCCAGUGAACAGCACUUGUGUGAUUUUGAUUUGGACGCUUUCACCUCAAAUAUAUGUGAUAACAUCUUUUAUUAUUGAAUGGAAGAACCUUAACAAAGAAGAGGAGAUGAAAUGGGUGCGAGUUCCUCCAAAUAUUAGUAAAUAUUAUAUUUAUGAUCACUUUAUUCUGAUUGAGAAGUACCAAUUCACCGUGUACCCUGUGUUUGCUGGAGGAGUUGGCAAAUCCAGAGCAACGGAUCACUUUACCAGAGGUGGAUAUGAAAAUGAGAAUAAUGCCAGCCUCUACGUGGUUCUGCCAAUAGUUAUUUCAACUUCAGUUUUGUUGCUUGGAGCAUUGCUGGUUUCGCACCAAAGAAUGAAGAAACUGUUUUGGGAAGAUGUUCCAAACCCCAAGAAUUGCUCCUGGGCGCAAGGAGUUAAUUUUCAGAAGCCUGAAACUUUUGAGCAUCUUUUUAUCAAGCACCCCGAAGCAAUGUCAUUUGAGCCUCUUCUUCUGGAGCCAGAAAUAGUGCUGGAAGACAUCAGUGUUACUAGAGCCUUGAAAAAAGAAGACACACAGGAUUUUUUAGUAAUUGAUUCAAUGUUUACAAAACUGCCAGACCCUGAACACGACUCUGCGUGCUCGAGCAGCCAUUUCAAUAGUAGCAGCUUCUCUGAGAGCUCCCGUGAUGACCAAAUCAGUGGAGAAACGACAAGGCAGUCCGAUAUAAAAUACGCUACUAUUAUCAGUAACUCCAGAUCUGGGCUUUACGACCAGAAGGUGAAUCUGAGAAGUUGUUUCGAUAGCUGCUGCUUAGCUGAAGAUUCCCUAGUUGCAGGCACCUUCUCAGGUGGCUCCUGGGAGGUGGGAAAUGGGACGUUCCUCAUCUUGCCUGACCCGCCGGGCAGGCAGCCCAGCGCGACUCUUUCCCUUUCCCUUGUUUCUUCAGAGGGAUUUUCAGAGCCUUCAGAUCAGGAUGACGCUUUUGCAGAUGGAGAUAGUCCUGAGCGGAGCCUGUGUUACCUGGGGAUAACAUCGUUGGAAAAAAGAGAAAGUGACAUUUUUUUAACAGAAAGUUCCGGGGUGAUGUGUCAGUUCCAUACGACCGAUCUACUCAAAGAUGUGGGGUUUCUUCAGCACGCCCCUCCUAAUUUAAAUGCGUUUAUCCAAAGUAGCCUUAAGUAUAAAGCCGUUGUGCCAUACGUGCCGCAGUUUCAGAUGACUGCUGCCAAGGUGCAGGAGACCACGGAGAAAACCUCUUCAGCCAUCACACCAUAAUUUAAUACUCUUAAUGUUGGGUUUUUUCAGGUGUUGCUACGUUCCCCUGUCUUUCCCUCUCCUGACUUCUCUCAGGAGCUCUCCUGUUUUGAAGCUGGGUAACUGGUUCUAUAUUUGAGUGCCGGGAUUUUAGCAGGAAGAAAUUCCAUUUCUUGUCAGACAGGACCACAGUUUCCACAGGGGUAAGCGCAGGGUGUCCCUUGGCAGUACAGACCCAUACGCACAUUUCUUCUCUCUCUUCAGGAGCGAAGUAUCUCUUCUCUUCCAACACGUCAGCAAACUGUGUCCAAAGAGCUUGUUCUUGGUUUAGGGUUUGUUUGGGGACCCCAAGAGCGAGAUAGAAAGGAGUGGCCCAAUAUGUAGAUUGAAAUAUGUACAGGUGUGGUGUUUUGGGGGGGGGGAAGCUCCAGUGUGUCGUUUCGCUGGGAAUGAUUUGGGACACUUGAGUGCUACAGACCAAGUGGGCCUGGAUGCGGUGCGGCCACCGGACCUCAGAAAGACUGCCGGGUUACGAUGCAUCGGUGUCCGCUUGGCCCGGUGGUAAGUGGAUGCGCCGUACAAAUGCCAAAUAUAUUUGUUGGGCUUUUUUGUCUCCAAAAUCCUGAUGUAUUUAUUGCUUAACUGACAGCUGUGUUAAAUUGAGCCUGGGAAUACACAGAUGGGCCACGUGAAAGAGCAGUCGGAACGCUGUAGUUCAGUUGUUGAGAGGGACACCCUGACCAGUGAUGUACUUGGAAGUAAAAUGUCCACGCUUCUGUUGUUGAGAUUCUAGUACAAACGGUCCUGCCGUAAAACUAACAUCUGCUCCAACCCCUUUUCAGAAGAGCCCGCAGUAGAAAAGCAUCAGUUUGGUCCGAGGAUCCUGUAUUUUUGAUCCUGUGUCUGUGCAGACUCGGAGAAGUCGGUUUGCUGUCACAAGCCCUGCUCCGCUCAGCUGAAAUGCUUCAGGUGGGAGGAGAAUGAGAUCUUGCAUCUCAGCUGUAUCUUCUGGGAUAAGCAGGCAAAGAAACCCACACUUACUUGCAAGCCAAAUAUAUUUUUUCUACUUCAUAGUUAGUAAAUAUUUUUGUAUAUGUGCCUUUUCAAAGAACUAUUUUGAGGAGCUAAGGAAGAUGAAUAUAUUGUGUAUUCCAAAGCUAAAUUUAUGUAAAACUUACAUAGGCAAUUAAAAACAAAAGGGCAAAACCCAGCAACAAUAGUAAAAGGUAGGAGAGGUGUGGAAACACUUUAAUUACAUUAGUGAUAAGGAAUCCUAUGGAGGAGAAGGGACCAAAGCAAGUAUUUAUCUGCACUUUGAAUUUAAGUCAAGCUUUACAAAAAACCCCACUGCUUUUUUUCAACCGAGCUGCUAACCUGGCUCUUGCUGGGUCUCCCCGUUUCUGGAUGUUAAACACGACACAAAUCUAAUGUACUUGUUUCACAAAUACUGUGUAUGGCAGGGGGAAUUAAAACAUGUUUCGUGUAAGUAUCCAAAGCUCCUUGUCACUUGAAAAUGUGAUCGAAGGCUGCAAGGACAAACCUGAAGUCUUGAAAAGGUUCCUGCAGAGUUCUGGGGGUGAAGCUGUGAUAAGCACUCAGGCGAAUGCCAAACCUAGAAUUCAUCUGAAAAAAGAAAUUCACUCCCGCCAGCACAUGAACUUGGUGUGGCACAACAUCCUUAGAGUGCCCCGGGAACGCGCUUGGGUCUUGGAUUCUGCCUCUCCUGACAAUUUGGUCACCAGAUUCAGCACCCCCCGAUACUGCAGGCUGAAGAUGGGGGAGGCCGGUGUGGGUCUGCCGCCCCUCAAACCCGCCCCGGGGAUCCCUCACGUGGUGCAGUGGAAUUUGGGGUGGAAGACCUAGAUUAGAUCAACGUUCUCUUCCUGUUCACCUCGGCACCCCAGGCUCUGUGAACUGUUGACGUGCAGUUUUGUGACAGCUGCCGUAGUGCAACCGUGUCAGCUUCCCUUCGGAGGAGAGCCUCCCGUCCCGCUGCCCCUGCAGCUCACCCCUCUGCUGGAACUUCUUCCUGUUGGGAAGGGGAAAGGGUAGCGCAGUUUUCUGUAGACGGGAAUA